AGGCAGCCUGAUGCCAAGUGCUGCUCUGGGCUCCAUCUGGGAGGUGCUUAGCCAUCCCCGUGGGCCUGCCGAUGCCCACAUUCAGGACCAAGUGCUCUCUCUAUGCAGGUGCCAGUCAGUCCUUGCCCUGGGUGCCCAUCAGCAUUUCCCACCCUCCAACAGCCUGCACACACUGACAUGUCUGUCCCUGCACCAACCAGGCUUCACAAUCCAUGGGGCGGUGGGGGGGGUCUUAGCCAGCCAGGCUUCAACAAACAAGAAAUGUCCUCACUUCCAUGUCUCUCCCGGAGCUGUUGUGUGUCUGUCUUGUCAAGGACUUCUCCAUUCCCCUCCCCCCUCUCUUCUCCUGGCUGGCAAGAAACUCCAGGGAAUCCUGCUCUGGGGGAGGGGCCUGCUAUAAAGGGGCCAGGUCGAGUGCCCGCUGGGGACUUGCUGCCGCCCAGCCUGACCAUGGAGAUCCCCGUGCCCAUCCAGCCGUCCUGGCUGCGCCGCCCAGCCUCCGUAGCCUUCCCCAGCCUCAGCACCCCAACCAGGCUCUUCGACCAGCGCUUUGGGGAGGGUCUGCUGGAGGCGGAGCUGGCUGCACUCUGCCCUCAGGCCCUAGCCCCCUACUACCUUCGGGCACCUAGCGUGGCCCUUCGGGCUGAUCCUGGCCCCGGAGAGGUGAGCCUGGCCAAGGGGGAGUUUUCAGUGUUGCUGGAUGUGAAGCACUUCUCCCCAGAGGAGAUUAAUGUCAAGGUGGUGGGAGACCAUGUGGAAGUACAUGCCCGACAUGAGGAACGCCCGGAUGAGCACGGCUUCAUCUCCCGGGAGUUUCACCGCCGUUACCGUCUACCAGAGGGUGUGGACCCUGCAGCAGUGACCUCAGCCCUGUCCCCUGAGGGGAUCCUGUCUAUCCAGGCCCCGGGCACCACCCCGGGGACCCAGGCAGCUGAGCAUACUGUGCCCAUUGCCCAGGGGUCAGCCCCUGGGGCUAAGUAGGAGGGGUUCCUUUUACUCCCAGGAAAUGGGGCUGCCACAUUCAGACCGGGCUUCCAACUAACUC
Messenger RNA from Dromiciops gliroides (monito del monte), 1045 nucleotides. RefSeq names its product heat shock protein family B (small) member 6 (gene HSPB6). Bases 103 to 981 code for a protein of 292 amino acids. Gene Ontology annotation, molecular function: structural constituent of eye lens; protein folding chaperone. Gene Ontology annotation, biological process: response to heat; protein refolding. NCBI's taxonomy places the organism in Eukaryota, Metazoa, Chordata, Mammalia, Microbiotheria, Microbiotheriidae. The transcript has 3 exons. The record is from RefSeq and is a predicted model, not a curated record.